Molecule: messenger RNA, 904 nt
Organism: Dipodomys ordii (Ord's kangaroo rat)
Lineage: Eukaryota; Metazoa; Chordata; Mammalia; Rodentia; Heteromyidae
Gene: Hspb2
Product: heat shock 27kDa protein 2
Exons: 3
Coding region: 193-741 (182 amino acids)
Biological process (GO): protein refolding; response to heat
Molecular function (GO): protein folding chaperone
Source: RefSeq, a predicted model, not a curated record
CUGGAAUCUUCCUAGGCUGGGCCCCUGUGGGACAUUUAACUCUUUGUUCCUCCCUGGAGAAAAAAAACAACGCCCAGCACUAUUUUGGGUGGUGUAGACCCCGCCCCCACUCCAGCUGAGCCCUGCCUGGCUCCCCGGGCCAGCUUGGAGGGGCGACAUCAGACUCCAGGGGCCACUACCACCACUGCAGCCAUGUCGGGCCGUUCGGUGCCACACGCCCACCCUGCCACCGCCGAGUAUGAAUUUGCCAACCCCAGCCACCUAGGCGAGCAGCGCUUUGGAGAAGGCCUUCUACCAGAAGACAUCCUGACCCCUACUCUCUACCAUGGCUACUAUGUCCGGCCUCGAGCCACCCAAGCUAGAGAGGGAAGCAGGGCAGGGGCUUCUGAGCUUAGACUCAGCGAGGGCAAGUUCCAGGCCUUUCUGGAUGUAAGCCACUUCACCCCGGAUGAGGUGACCGUAAGGACUGUGGAUAACCUCCUGGAGGUGUCUGCCCGGCAUCCCCAGCGCCUAGACCGCCACGGCUUCAUCUCCAGAGAGUUCUGCCGCACCUAUGUCCUGCCUGCUGACGUGGACCCCUGGAGGGUCCGAGCUGCCCUCUCCCAUGAUGGCAUCCUCAAUCUGGAGGCCCCUCGAGGAGGCCGACAUUUGGACACAGAGGUUAAUGAGGUCUACAUCUCCCUGCUGCCAGCGCCUCCUGACCCUGAGGAAGAAGAGGAGGUAGCCCGAGUUGAGCCCUGACUGCCACAGACCCAGCACCCAGAGAAAUCCCUUUCUACCUCCAGCUGGGAUUUCCAGCAGCUGCCCACCACCCCCAGAGGUAGCAGGCAUCCUUACAGGGCAGGGGAGGGGCAGGGGAGGGAGGGAAAGGCACCCAGUCCACAAUGUUUGGUUUGAUCUCUUG